Molecule: messenger RNA, 10291 nt
Organism: Oncorhynchus masou masou (cherry salmon)
Lineage: Eukaryota; Metazoa; Chordata; Actinopteri; Salmoniformes; Salmonidae
Product: sentrin-specific protease 5-like
Exons: 10
Coding region: 7046-8722 (558 amino acids)
Biological process (GO): proteolysis; protein desumoylation
Cellular component (GO): nucleus
Molecular function (GO): deSUMOylase activity
Source: RefSeq, a predicted model, not a curated record
GUCCUCUAUAUUUCUCUAUGGUAUAGUGUUUGCGCUUAAAUGUGACGCAAUCAGUAAACGACAGCAAACUAAUGAGACCGAUUGUUUGACAAGUGAUUCGUUUGAUAUAAUUGUAGUAGCCGUGCAACUUGUUUCACUAUUGCAGAAAUGUGGUAAUGUAUGUGCUUUUAUGUGUUUCUAUUGGCGAGUUAUCGUUACUGGAAAAAUUAGUUUCUGUGCAGACCGAUAGCUUUUUUUUCCAGACAUGGAAAUAACAGGAAUAACCAUUUGUGUUGGUAGCUAGUCAGCUUGCUAUGCUAGCAAGCUUGUUCACCCCUCCUACGUUAUCGUGGCUCUUCUGCGUUUUGAUGUAACAUUCACACACAUGACAGCAAACAGAUAAAUAUCCUUGCCUUAUCCAACCAGCUAUUGCAACACGCAAAAGUGGUUCCAAGUUAUAUUGUAUACAUGGCUGAGCGCCGAAGACGUGGAUGUCGAUUAUGGCACCUCGGUUAAAUACGAAAUGCACAUUUCAGUUGAAUGCAUUCAGUUGUACAGCUGACUAGAUAUCCCACCUCUUUCCCUUCACAUAUUAGCUAGGUAACUGGGGCGGCAGGUAGCCUUGCGGUUAAGAACGUUGGGUAACCGAAAGGUCGCCAGUUCGAAUUCCCAAGCCGACUAUGUGCCUAAUCUUUCCUUAAGCAAGUCACUUAACCCCAGUUGCUCAUGUAGUCGCUCUGGAUAAGACCGUCUGCAAAAAAAAGACUUAUGUGAAACUAGAAACAAAAUAGUUUGUCGUCCUAAAAACCGGAAAUUAGGUACCUCUGGUUGUCAUUCAUAUGGGGAAAUAAUACGGUUUUGGGAUGAACGCCGAAAAUAAGGUCUGAGGUUUAAAUUUACACAGGUUUAGGAGAACGUAUACGUUUUGUUCUAUGAGAAGUCAGUUAACAUAAUCGUGAAUUAUUAAGCCAUAUGUGCUUUAUGUACUUUUUUAUUACAUAAAUGCUUAACAAUUCAAAGUGACGUUAGCUCUUAGAUCAAAACGUAUACGAUAUUGUCCAUGAAAAGCUUUGUCCAACGAACCAUGACGGAGUUAGUGCCUACAAAAAGACGCCAUUAUUAUUGCUCUCUAUAUACCCCAUGUCCCGGACCCAAGGUAAGGCUGGACAGUGCAUAUAAGUAUGCCCCCAAUCCAAGUCUGAAGUGUAGUACACCCACAGUGCGAUUUCAAAUUGUUUUUUUUGUUGUCUAAUUACCUGUUGUCUUUUGUUGAAUUUAUAUACAACUCUCCAACCUUGUUUAGCAUUACUUUGUCCAAAUAUGGCAUGAUUCCACUAUUUGUAGCUGUUUACAUCACUUUUAAAUGGUGUGGCUUUAUAUUUUGAAAGCCACCAGCAAAUUUCAGUUGUGGCUAAUCCUUAUUGUGGCUAAUUUCACAUGGUUGGUAACUAGUCCAACAGCAACUGAACUUGCCAGGGAGAUGUUUUAUUUGUUAGACAUAACCAUUAUUAGCUGUAAUACAUGUUAUUUUAGCAAUGCAUUAGCCUAAUAAAUAGUAUGCCAAUAAUAUUAAUAAUUUACAUUUGGAUAUUGUCUUUAUUUAUGUAAUGAUAGACAGUAAAUGUCAGAAUCAUAAAUAUAAAUGUUACAUCAGUAUCCUAGUUGUGGUGGAAGCAAAGAAAAGAUUACCACAGACCUGACAUACGACCAAAAUGGCUCCGCACGUGUGCAUGUUGAGUUUGUCUAUCCCACCAGACAUGAUCAGGACAAGCAGGUUGAAAUAUCAAAACGAACUCUGAACCAACUAUAUUCAUUUGGGGACAGCUUGAAACAUUUAUCUAGCCAGCUUGCUGUUGCUAGCAACUUGUCCUGGGAUAUUAACAUUGGUUUGUUAUUUUACUUGAAAUGUACACGGUCUCUUUUUUGAUGGAUCUUUGUAGAAUAUCGACCAAUUUUUAGUCACAUGAAAUUGUGUUCUCUCUACUCUGACAAGGGGUCCACAGAUAAAGGGGAAACCUAUAUAGUUUCUAGUAAUCUCUCCUAGUUCAGUCUUGUGGGGGGGCUAUAGGACAGGCUCGUUGGAAUGGAAUUAAUGGAACGAUAUUACACAUGGAAACAACAUUUUUUUUAUUCUGUUCCAUGUAUUUCACUGCUGGAGCUGAGAACAAUGUAGCUGCCUGACUCGCCCUGUAUCCUCACCCUACCUUCCAACCUCCAUCUCUCUCCCUGAUUCCGUCUCUCCUUUCAUAAAACAAAACCAUAGAUUGUUAACUACCGCAUGUGUGUCAUGGAUCAAGAAUGAGAAACAUGGAGUCAAUUUCAAUUUUUCUCGUCCUCCAUGCUUCGGUUUUGUAUAUAUUUCUUUCCCUGCAGACAGGAAAUUCGAGACAUAUACAGGAUGCUACCCUCCACAGCAUAACCUUCACUCCAGAUCAAAAAUCCAAACUUACAACCUAAUUUUGGACUAAAGGACCUGGAAGGAUUAAUGCUACUAUCCAACCUGGAACUGAGACAGACCAGAUAAAACUUCAAUUAGCACUGACGUGUGAGGUGUCAAAGCCUUUGAGCCCAACAAAUGGCAGGCUACCCCACCCAAAUCCAGAGGCCUUGAAGCCCCCUCCUGCUGUUCAGAGACCAUCUACUGGCAUUUUCUACAAUAGAUCUGCCUCCAGAAAAACGCUUCUUCUAAGUGGGUGUGACACCUACUUCCAUUGCCUGCUGCACUGCUGCUUGGAUUCCACCUGGCGAUCUGUUUACCGUCUGUCCUGGUUGUCUCCCCUGGUACAGGUACCACCCCCCCCCCCCCGAGCUUUCGCUCACCUCCAGCUCACAGGCACUGUUGGGGCGAGUGACUCUGACCUUCUAAUGGCUAGUCCCAAGUCGUUAUUUUUUUGCUUGUGCAUUUUUGCUUUUUGUCUCAUGAUUCCUUCAUGCUUUGUUCACUGAACUUUCUUGUUUACCCAACCGUGGGACAGACUGUUUGUUCCCACACAUGGGACUCUGACUCUCUAUUGGUUACAUGGACUCUUGGCCUCCCAUCCUAUUCUAACCACCUCUCGCCGGCUUUGUAUUCAUGUUACCGGAUGAAAUUGCUGUGUAAUAUGAUCUUGUUGCCAUCUGAUGCACAUUCAAAUGUAAUAAAUCAACACUGCAGAGCUCUCCCUGUCCUCUACCGUGCCUUGAUUUUAUUACUGUUGAUGAUAUCUGGAAAUGUGCAUGUACACCCUAUCUACUGUUGCUAGCCCCAAUUCUUGUGCUCUGAUAUCUGUUUCACUGAUUUCUACUCUUUUAAAAGCCUGGGUAUUCUGCACAUUAACACUAGAAGCUUAUUACCUAAAAUCGGUCAAUUGAAAGUGUGGGUUCACAGCUCCAAUCCAGGUGUUGAUCAUUACUGAGACGUGUUUUGAAUACUAAUGUUAACCCUUUUUGGUUAUAACCUUUUUUGGCCAGACAGAUCUUCCAAAGUUGGAGUGGCAAUCUUUACCAAGAAUCACCUUCUGUGCUCAGUUUCCACCAAGUCUGUCCCCAAACAAUUUGAUUUGCUUAUUUUAAGCAUUAAACUUUCAAAUAGCUCUUUGACUGUUGCUGGGUGUUAUCAUCCUCCAUCAACACCAGCCUGUACCCUACCUGCCCUAAGUUCUCUCCUGGUCCCUUACACUAAGUCUGAAUUUGUCCUGCCAGGUGACCUAAACUGGGACAUGCUUACAUCAAAUAAUCCCAAUAGGUAUCAGUCUGACGUUUUCUGUAAUGACCUUAGUGAUCACUGUUUUACAGUCUGUGUUCCUAAUGGCUGCUCAGUGAAACGACGUGUCCUGAUUUGUCAUAGACACUUGCUAAAAAAUGUUAAUGAGCAAACCUUCAUGACCUGGCCUUUUUUAAAAUUGGUAUAGAAUUAGCUUGAUCCCCUCUGAAGAUGCUUAGUCCUUUUAUUUUUGGAUAAUUUUAGUGAUAUUGUUAACAAACACAGCCCCAUAAAGAGAAAUUAGCAUUUAAAACAGUUUAAGCCCUUGGUUCGACCGUUAUCUUGCAGAGUUACUCCACCUCCAAUAAUUGCAUUUGGCAAAAGGCUCUGCACACGCAUACUCAAGCUGAUUGGCUCUUGUUCAGGCAAAUGAGAAAUAAGUGCACUUAGGCUAUCCGGAAGGCCAAAGUUCCUUUAAGGAGCAGUUCACACUGUGGGUCUAACUCAAAGUUCUGGGAAAAUGGAUUCUAACUGUUAUAGGCCUAUUUCUAUUUUGCCCUGUUUAUCAAAAGUGUUGGAAAAACUUGUCAAUAAUCGACUGGCUUCCUUGAUGUCUAUUAUUCUCUCUGGUUUGGCUCAGGUUAUGGAUGUCCCUUUCAACCUUAAAGGGCCUCAAUGAUGUCACCAUUUCCCUUGAUUCUAAGCAAUGUCGUGCUGCUAUUUUUAUUGACUUGGCCAAAGCUUUUGAUACGGUAGACCAUUCCAUUCUUGUGGGCCGGCUAAGGAGUAUUGGUGUCUCUGAGGGGUCUUUGCUCUGGUUUUCUAACUACCUCUCUGAGUGCAGUGCAUAAAGAGAACAUCUGCUGUCUCAGCCACUGCCUGUCACCAAGGGUGUACUCCAAGGGUUGAUCCUAGGCCCCACGCUCUUCUCAAUUUACAUCAACAUAAUAGCUCCGGCAGUAGGAAGCUCUCUCAUCCAUUUAUUUGCAGAUGAUAGUCUUAUACUCAGCUGGCCCCUCCUUGGAUUUUGUGUUAAACGCUCUACACCAUUUCUUUCUUAGUGUCCAAGAUUUCUCUCCCCUUAACCUUGUUUUCAACUCCUCCAAAACAAAGGUCAUGUGGUUUGUUAAGAAGAAUGCCCCUCUCCCCACAGGUGUGAUUGCUACCUCUUGAGUCACCUCAUACAAGUACUUGGGAGUAUGGCUGUCCUUCGCGGUACACUGUCCUUCUCUCAGCACAUGCCAAAGCUGCAGGCUAAAGUUAAAUCUAUACUUGGUUUCUUCUAUCGUAAUCGUUCCUCUUUCACCCCACCUGCCAAACUAACCCUGAUUCAGAUGACCAUCUUACCCAUGCUAGGUUAUGGGGACAUAAUUUAUAGAUCAGCAGUUAAGGGUGCUCUCUAGCGGCUAGAUGUUCUUUACCGUUCGGCCAUCAUAUUUUGCACCAAUGCUCCUUCUAGGACACAUCACUGCACUUCUAUACUCUUCUGGCCAUCUCUGUACACCUGUCGCAAGAGCCACUGAUUGAUUAUUUAUAAAACCGUCUUAGGCCUCAUCCUCCACAUGCAACACCUGUUCUGCCAGUCACAUUCUGUUAAAUGUCCCCAAAGCACAGAUAUCCCUGGGUCACUCAUCUUUUCACUUCUCUGCAGCUUGCCACUUGUGCUGUUUGUACCAUGUGUUGUGCUGCUACCAUGCUAUGUUGUCUUAGGUCUCUCUUUAUGUUGUCUCUUGUCGUGAUGUGGAGGCCUUUUCGUAGGCUGUCAUUGUAAAUAAGAAUUAGUUCUUAACUGACUUGCCUAGUUAAAGAUAUUCCAUUCCAGCCGUUACAAUGAGCCCGUCCUCCUAUAGCUCUUCCCACCAGCCUCCACUACUGGUUGGCAACCAACUUUAAGGUGCAUUACUGCAACUGACUGGAGUCUGAACCUCUCACCUUUCAAUUACCCACAUGGGUAUAUUCUCCUAAAAACCAAUAAUGAGAGAGAGGCAGGACUUGCAGCGCGUCAAGUGUCUAAAAUAGAACAAAAUACAGCCCAAGUUAUAUUUUAGUGGCUGGAUAUAGACGCUCGCUUGAAAUUAUUGAAUAACAUGUAUGUGUAAUAUGCAUGCAAUGAGUCCGGUGUGGUCAGCAUAUAUCUAGUGCCUAUUGAAGAAUCUUUUUUCCUGGGGGACUUUUGUUUAGAAUUUCCCCGACGCUCAUUCUGAACGUGAACACGCAUCACUUGCGGUACGGUUUGGAAACAUAUGUUCCUAUUCAUAUUAGCAAUAAAUAAUUUUCAGAACAUAAUAUUAAAGCUGUAAUAUAUGUGACUUUUGGGUGACCCGACCCAAAUUGAACUAAGUGUGUGUGUGUGUGUGUGUAUAGAUCUGUCAUUGAAAGCAAGCCCUAAGAAGUGGUAGAUCUGUUCUGUGUGUGCUAUUUCUAUGCUUCCCAUUAAGUUUAUUUUUUUUGCAUCUUACAUUAGGUGUUGAACACUAGCUGAAAAUACAAAAUUUUUGUUUAUGGAAAAGAUUUCACAUGGUAGAGAAUAAUUGAACACUAAACUUGCUUGUUUGAUCACAAACUAAAAUUACACAAUCUAUUAGAUUUUUAGCAACCAAGAAAUGGUGGAGCGAUUUCUGCAUAGUGCAUCUUUUUAAAUUACUACACACCUUUUUAGUGUUACUGUUCCCACACGGCCGUUUACGGAAGACUGAGGCGGCACCUGUGCUAACUAGCUACGUAGUAUGCUCAACACUUGUGUAGCGGAAGAAGGCCGCUACACAACACACUAUCGGCUGCAGCGCUGAAGCCGGUUAAAACCGUGUACAGAAAGUGUAUUUUCCAUUUUGUGAAAUUAUUUUGAUGUGAUAUGAAAGUAAAGGGCUUUAUGCUUCUAACUGUUUUUCAAUUGAGAAUCAAUUCAUGUUUUAGAUGGCGUUUUUGGCUGCCAGACGCAGUCUACCUCUGAAGAUAACCCAUAUCCUUGGACCUUCAGAAGUAACUGUAGGCUCUCCUACACUCCUUAAGAGUACAUUCUUGAGUUGGGAAAUUAUUAGUUAUCUGUGAUGGAGCAACAUUUGACAACACAGCUUCUUCCUUGGCUCCUAAGAAGAGUUGUUGGAGCAGGUUGUAAGAAGACCACCCACGGAACUGAACGCAUGUUGGUACGGUGUAUGUUCACAAACCCGCCAAUCCGGAGUACUGCUUAGGGAAGCAUAGGAGGAGCAGCAAGGCCUCAUCCCUGAGAAUCUACGUUCUCCACCAUCUGAGAGACUGGUGUGACUCAUCUCGAGAGUCCAUCCACUGGGGAGCUCCAUGGUACAGGGCCCCUGAAGGGCUGGGACCAGCACUGAGGGCCAGAGGCAGCCGUGGCGAGAUGGGGUAGGGGCUGAGGACAGAGCCAUGGUUCAUGACGGCUCAGCCCCCCACACGCCGCCAGCACAGGUGGGCACCAAUGGCCGCUCUUCUGAGAGGAAGAGGACACCGAAGGCCUGUGACUGCUGCGGGCCCAACUCUAUGCUCCAUGAUGGGAAGGCCCCACAUGGGAGGAAUCCGGGUGGCAAGUCCCGACAACGCAGGGCCCAGCCGGGGAAGGGCAAGGGCCAGGCACUGGGGGAGACCCCUAAGAGAAAGGGUGGUCGCCCAUCUUAUAAGAAGACCCCAAUGACAGAGGAGCAGGUAACAGCCAUCCGAGAGGAGCUGGAGAAAGACUCUGCUGUGGAGCAGGUAACAAACCCUUUGGCUUCACCUGUAACCAACUCUGUUGGUCAAACCUUAUUGAACUCUAUGGGUCAGAAGUUAACGUACACUAUGGUUAAACUGGUGAAUAAGUCUGUGGUUCAACCGGUAACGACAUCAGUGGUUGAGCAUUUUGCUGAUUCAAUAAUAGAGCAGGAGAGAGCCUGUGAAGGGGCUGUGUGUGAGGGGGAAAAGGCCCCUGGUUCAGUCAAACAGCCAGUUAUAGACCCUAAGAUGGAGGUCAUAAAGCAGCCCCCGCCCCAGGCUGGUGACCCAGCUGUCUUCCUUUCCAACGGUACAUCAGCUGUCCCCGAAGAGGAACCAACAGACUGUAGCGCCCCUAUGGAGGUGGAACCAUCAGCCAUAGCCUGUGUUUCCCCAGGCAUUAUUCUGUGCAGCACCCUACACACAUUUGCUCUGUGGGACCACCGAGAUUACUGCAAGAUAGGAGUGUGGGCUCAAAGACCUGAGCAGGGAAGUGCCACAGACCUAGCACAGCAGUCCCAGCCAUCACCACAACAACCCAAACCAGAAGAGGGCAUCCAUGAAGGAAUCAGAGACCUCAUCCAUGAGUUUCUGGAGCUCUUCUAUGUGACGUACGGGAGUUUCAUCCCCCUCAGUGAGACUGAUGUCUUGGAGCACCUGAAGAACAAGUGUAACACGGACUUCAUUGACAAGAAGCUAAACAUCCAUUUAGAAGUUUUGAAGUACAAAGCGGGUCUAGCCUCCAUCCCUAUGAACUGCUUUAAAGUGGACUACAACAAGCACACUCUGACCCUGGAGGACCUGUCCACACUGGACGAUCAAAACUGGGUCAACGACCAGGUGAUAAACAUGUAUGGCGAAUUGAUCAUGGAGGCUACAGAGCACAAGGUUCAUUUCUUUAACAGCUUCUUUCACAGGCAGCUGGUGGCCAAAGGCUAUGAAGGGGUUAAGAGAUGGACCAAAAAGGUGGAUCUGUUUUCCAAGAGUCUGCUGCUGAUUCCUAUCCACCUGGAGAUCCACUGGUCCCUGAUCACAGUAGACAUGGCCAACCACCACAUCCACUACUAUGACUCACAGGGCAUUGUCUUCAAAUACACCAUAGAGAACAUCAUGAGAUACAUCCUGGCCGAGGCGAAGGAGAAGAAACAAGCUACCUAUCAGAAUGGCUGGAAGAUGAUUAUAAACAAGGGUAUUCCUCAACAGAAGAACGACAGUGACUGUGGAGUCUUUGUAUUGGAGUACUGCAAGUGCCUGGCUUUAAAAGAACCGCUGCAGUUCACACAGGACGACAUGCCCAAAGUCCGCAAGAGGAUUUACAAAGAGCUCUGUGACUGUAAACUGACUGACCACAGCUGAGAAAGUACACCUGCCUUUCCAGUGAACCGUGGGUUAACAACUGUUAUUGCACAAGGGCCAUUUAACACUUUUUAAAAACUACUGGAGCCAAGGAGAAACUGAAGGAAAUGCCGUAGAGACACGACAUUUGACUGGUGACAGUCUUUUCUCUCCUUCAGAGGAGGGCCAGCGGUGCAUAUUCUGCAAUAAUUGUAUUUUUUAUUUUUUAAAUGCCCCGUUUUAAAAAAAUCAUCUUUAACGGGAGGGAGGGACCUGAGACUUUGAAUUCCUUUAGGAGUUGACGUCCACAAAGUUUCCAUUGUUGACUGACUGACCUGGGUCUGGAGCUAAAGCUGCUGCUAUAAGGUUUUAGAUGCCAGUGACGGACCUAUAUGUGCUGAUACCGUUUCCUAACUUCAGUUCUUGAAAUGUAAAUGGAAGAUUAUAUGGGACAUUGGGUGAAAUUUGAAGGUUCUUGUUUUAUAUCAUGUAAUCUCUGCCUGACUAGUGCGGUAAAGAACAAGAAGACUCAUCAAAGGCUAGCUUUUAAUUGAAUGUACUGUUUUGUUACUACUUCCGCUCUCUUGGGCUAGAUUCAAUCUGUAUCACGGACGAUCCACAUUUUACAAAUUAAAAGUAAUUUCCAAUUGCGCUGACAUGCAGCAUUUAUGUGAAUGCAGUCUCUGCGAACGCGGGAACAUUGUCUUGAAAUGUAAAUCGAGCUAUAACGUAGAUCUUUCCCGCUAGGGAUUGAAUUCCGCUCUUUGUUCUUGUGAAACUCCUUCGCAUCAAACAGCAGUUGAGACAGUUGAGCUUAGUUUCAAUGUGGAAGAUCCGAACUAUAGGGAGACUGCCUUUUUUACAUUUCAAUGUUUCCACAUUCGGUAAAUAUUACGUGUCGGCUCAAUCAGAAAUUACAUUGCACCAUUACAUUGAUCUUUCAGGAGUUAGUGGGAGAUAUUUAGUUACAAUUGGCCAUGCUACUCCACUGAAAAUGGCUUCAUAAACACUGCUCUUUCUACUUCUGUCAAAUACUGUAUACCUUAUUGUUUUUGAACAGCAUAUCUUGACAUAGUGUACUGAGGAAGAAGUAAUGCCUUUUUUUGUUUUAGGCGCUGGCAAGCUAUGGUUCUCAUUGGAGGACCACCAAGCACUUGAGCUGGUCCACAGACUGGGUGUAGUUGGGGAAACGCUGCUGUAGAACAUGUUGAAUGAAUCCAUCUAUACUGUCAUCCAUUUCAUUCCAGCACACUAGGUACCAUUAGAGAUCAUGUUCACAGCUUUCUCUGUACUAGAGUUAAAUCUGUUUAAUCUUCGUUGAGAGAGACUUUCUGGUUUUUAUUUGAUAUUGUUCUUGAUUUAAGCUGCUGUGGUAGAACCUAAAAUAUUGUAUUGCAAUUUAUUGAUGUAAUACAGGGUUAUACUUACAAAUAGAUACCCAGAGGGGUUAAAUUGGGAUUUCUCUAGAUGUGAAAACUGUCCUCAAAAUUUCAUGUUAAUGGAAGUUCCCAAUGUAUGCGUCUCAUCCUAAACGGUGGCACAGUUUCCUUUCUAAGUUGACUCCUGAAUACAUUCAUACAAACACCAUGA